Mangifera indica (mango) is the source of this 4196-nucleotide messenger RNA. RefSeq names its product TMV resistance protein N-like. Bases 282 to 3854 code for a protein of 1190 amino acids. The record is from RefSeq and is a predicted model, not a curated record. NCBI's taxonomy places the organism in Eukaryota, Viridiplantae, Streptophyta, Magnoliopsida, Sapindales, Anacardiaceae. Gene Ontology annotation, biological process: signal transduction; defense response. The transcript is spliced from 5 exons. Gene Ontology annotation, molecular function: protein binding; ADP binding.
GAAGGUGAUGCGAAGUUGGAUCUGACGCGCCCGCUGCAAACGAUGCACUGCCCACAUAUCACAAUGAGCUGUUUUUGACUUUGUGCAGUGGCCAUCCAACCAUAUUCAAUGCAUUCACAUUCCCUUUGUCCUCUCUGUCCAAGUCUACUCUUUCAGCGUUUACAAGUCUACCCUCAAAAUUGCCUUCUUAUUCAUUUUUCAAAUUCAAUGCCAGACUCUGAAACAAAACACAAGACACGUAACAAGCUAACCUAAGUUUAGUAGAAUUUCAAGUUUCAAAAAUGGCUCUGAACUACAAUGGAGGCGCCUCUUCGUCUUCGUCAUCUUCUCCUUCACGUCCUUGGUGGAAAUAUGAUGUUUUUGUUAGUUUUAGAGGAGAAGACACUCGCAAAAACUUCACUGAUCAUUUAUGCAGAGCUUUGGACCAAAAGGGUAUGAUCAUUUUUAGAGAUGAUGUCAAACUUGAGAGGGGCAAGCCCAUUGCACCGGAGCUCAUUAAAGCCAUUGAAGAAUCAAGAUUUUCUGUUAUUGUCUUUUCGAGAAACUAUGCGACGUCGUCCUGGUGUUUGGACGAACUUGCGAAGAUUGUUGAGUGCAUGAAAGAGAUGGGGCAAACUGUUGUCCCCGUUUUCUAUGAUGUGGAUCCAAGUGAUGUUCGUAAACAGACGGGGAGCUUUGGGGAGGCCUUUCAUAAACAUGAAGAAGCUGAUUUUGGAGAUGAGAGGUUGCAGAAGUGGAGACAUGCUUUGACUGAUGUGGCUAAUUUAUCUGGGUGGCAUUUGCAGGAUAGGCAUGAGGCAACAUUUAUCCAAGAGAUCGUUGAAGAAAUAUGGACUAAGUUGAGGCAGUCAUUCUCAUAUGUUGCUAAGGGGUUGGUUGGAAUAGAUUCGCGUUUGCAAGAAAUAGAUUGUUGUUUAGGUAUGGGGUUGAAUGAUGUUCGCAUUAUAGGGAUUUGUGGGAUGGGUGGCAUUGGUAAAACAACUAUUGCUAAGGUCAUUUAUGAGAGCAUUUCCUAUAAAUUUGAAGGUAGCAGCUUUGUCACAAAUAUUAGAGAGAUUUCUGAAAAAUUUGGUUCAGUUGCUUUACAAGAGCAACUUCUGUCUCAAACUCUAAGGGAAAAAAAUAUGAAUCUAUUGGACAUUCAACGAGGCAUGUAUUGUAGGCUGCAAAAUAAAAGAGUUCUUAUCGUUCUUGAUGAUGUAAAUGAAGUAGAACAGUUAGAAGCAUUAGCAGGUGAUCGUGAAUGGUUUGGUCCUGGAAGUAGAAUCAUUAUAACCACUAGAGAUAAGCAUCUGCUGAUCGCUCAUCAUGUGGAUAUAAUAUACAGGGCCAAGAGUUUAGAUUCCAAGGAAGCCCUUCAACUUUUUAGUUUGAAAGCAUUUAAGCAAAACCAUCCUUUUGAAGAAUAUAUAGCGCUGUCUAGGAGCAUUGUAAGCUAUGCUAACGGUCUUCCAUUAGCUCUUGUAGUUUUGGGCUCUUAUCUCUGUGGUAGAAGUGUAAAUGAGUGGAGAAGCGCACUCAAAAAGCUUAUAGAAAUUCCUAACCGGAAAAUUUUUGAUGUACUCAAAAUAAGUUAUGAUGUCCUAGAGGAAACAGAGAAGAACAUUUUCCUUGAUAUUGCGUGUUUCUUUCAUAUGAGGAGAGUAACUCGAGUGACUGAAAUACUAGAGGCCUGUGAUUUUUACCCAGAAAUCGGACUUCGAGUUCUUGCUGACAAAUCUCUCAUAUCAAUUGACGAUAUAAAUGAUAGAUUAUAUGUCCACAGUUUGCUAAUAGAAAUGGCUCGGGCUAUUGUUCACCAAGAAUCUCCGAAAGAUCCAGGCAGACGCAGUAGGUUAUGGCUUUACAACGAUAUUCAUCAUGUACUUGAAAAGAAAAAGGGAACGGAAGCAGUUGAGGUCAUAUUCCGAGAUUCAUCUGAAUCAAAAGAGAUAUCUGUGGACAAUGAUGCAUUUGUAGGGAUGGAAAAUCUGAGGCUGCUUAAAAUAAGCAAUGUUUGUCUUCCUAAAGGGCUUGAAUUUCUUCCCAAUGAAUUACGGAUUCUUAAAUGGCAUGGAUACCCUCUAAAGUCAUUGACAUCAAGUUUCAAAGCUGAGAAACUUGUUGAACUUGAUCUUUCACAUAGUGGCAUUGAAAUAAUUUGGAAGGAUAUAGUGCAUCUAGAUGCAUUGAAAAUCUUCAAACUAAGUCACUCAAGAAAGCUGACCAAAACUCCAGAUUUCAGAGGAGUUCCAAAUCUUGAGAGGAUUAUUCUUGAAGGUUGUACGAAUUUAUAUGAGCUUCAUCCUUCUAUCGGUGACCUCAAAAAACUUUGUGCAUUAAAUCUGAAGGACUGCAAAAACCUGCCGAGUCUUCCAAGAUUAAUCUCUGGAUGGAGAUCUCUUAAAGUUCUUUUGCUCCUUGGCUGCACAAAAAUUGACAAAUUACCAGAGAACUUGGAGGAUUUUCAAUGUUUGGAAGAGCUUGAUGCUGGUAAAACUUCUAUUACAGAGACACCUUCAUCCAUUGUAAGUUUAAAGAACCUUAAAAGGCUGUCGUUUAAAGGAUGCAAGGGGCAAGUUCGCUCACAUUGGAACUGGUUCAGGUGCCUGUUGCCAGCAAUAGGCCCAAGCUCCAUGAGUUUUUCAUUUCCUUCCGUGGGAGGGUUAUUGUCGUUGACCGAACUUGAUUUAAGUUACUGUAAUCUCUUUAAAGAUAGCAUCCCAAGUGGUCUUGGCCAGUUAAGUGCAUUGAAGAAAUUAAAUCUAAGUGGGAACAAUUUUGUUAGCUUACCUGCUGGCAUUAAUCAACUUUAUAAGCUGCAAACUCUCAAAUUGGCAGAUUGCCAGAAUCUUCAAGCUCUGACAGAACUUCCGUCAAGCAUCGAAAAUCUAAGCACAUAUAACUGCCCAUCAUUGGAAAACUUGAGUGGUCCCUUGAGAUUAAGUUUGUCAAAUUUUCGGGAAUUCUCCCUUCAAAAUUGUUUCAGAUUGCUUGAGAAUCAAGGUGGUGACAAUGUGGCAAUUUCACUGCUAAAACAUCAUCUUUUCUUGAUAGCAAGUAUCAGGAUUAUAAGGGUCGCAUCCAUGUUGCUCAAUCUUUUGGAGAACCAAGAAAGCAAUGAUCCACACACUGCAAUUAUGGUCAGUUCAAUCUGCACAUUGUUGAGUAAUCUGUAUCAGGAACUUCCUGACAUCCCUUCUGCCAUGCCGAGAUUAGUUGUUUUUUUACCGGCUAAUGGAAUACCAGAUUGGUUCGGAUUCCAGACUAGGGGCACUUCAUUAUCCAUUCAGCUACCUCCAAAUUGGUACAAUGAUUAUUCAUUCUUAGGAUUGGCUAUCUGUGCUACUUUAGAAGUACAAGAGCAUCCAGGGCUGGAAAAAAGAGACGAUGCCCAAUGGCUUCCACCAGUUUUGCAGUAUAUUUCAAGUCCUUCAGGAUGUGAUUACAAGUGUAAAUUUUAUUUGUUUUCUGCCGAGAGAAGGUGCUUAAUUUUGGGCAAGGAGGCUCUCUUGAAUGGAGACAAAAUGGCUCUAUCAAAUCAUCUGUGGCUUUUCUUUAUAACAUUUGAUGAAUACUUCCAAAAGAGGAAAUGGAGUCAUGUUGAGGCUUACUUUAGACUUGAAGGUUCAGGUCUUGAGUUCAAAAAGUGUGGGGUUCGCUUUGUAUACCUAAAAGAUGUAGAAUUUAUUCAAUCAGUGUUUCAAGGCCUAAAUGAAGCUCAGUUGGAAGACUUUACCAUGCUACUUAACCAUUUUGUACAAGCAGUAGCUAGUGGAAAUGGAAGUAACUCUGUUGAUGAGGAUAAAGAUGGUACUGAGAUUAAGGAAUAUUCAGUUGAUUCUAUUGUUGAACUGAAGACAUGCAACAGCUAAGAACAAAAUGCAGGUACCUCUAUUUUUUCUCUGGUUUGAUUAUUUGACUUCGGACAUAGUUGAUAGAUCAUCCAAUGAGACACCCGUGUAGUUCUGGCAUAUUUAGCCUCUUUCAAAGUUUCCUGUGGCCAUGUCAAAGAUGUGUUGUAUAUCUAUUCUCAUGCACAACUGCAUAAUAAACAAUAAGACCACUGUACUAUUUCCAGGAGACUUGGUUUUCAUUUCUUUGUAAGGCAUUUGAUACUAGACACUUCAAUAUUUCAGUGUUUACGGCUUAAUUGUUCCUUUUUCUUGUAGUUUUGGUUUGAACAACAGUUUAAACAAGAACAUCUUCAGAGCUUC